This is a messenger RNA of Fusarium musae, 1251 nucleotides long. RefSeq lists its product as uncharacterized. Gene Ontology annotation, molecular function: actin binding. The coding region runs from base 1 to 1251 and encodes 416 amino acids. The transcript is spliced from 3 exons. Lineage: Eukaryota; Fungi; Ascomycota; Sordariomycetes; Hypocreales; Nectriaceae. The record is from RefSeq and is a predicted model, not a curated record.
AUGCCUCCUCCACCACCGCCUCCUCCUCCUCCGCCGCCUGGUGCCAUGGGUGGUCCUCCUCCGCCUCCUCCACCUCCUCCAGGAGGUCUUCCUGCCCGUCCGCCUGCUGGGGCAGGCAACAGAGGCGCACUUCUAUCAGAUAUCCACAAAGGCAAAGCUCUCAAAAAAGCUGUUACCAAUGACCGUUCAGCGCCUCAAGUUGGAAAUACAUCAAAUUCGUCGGCAGCUCUGCCUGUUGGCGGCGCACCUCCUGUCCCCGGCCUGGGUGGUGCUCCUAAGCCCCCAGGAGGUCUGGCACCACCGGUCCCAGGAGGACGAGCGAGGAGUAAUAGUGAUCAAGGAUCUCGCGAUUCGACGGCAGGCAUGGAUGCCGCGCCGCAGCUGGGUGGUCUUUUCGCUGGUGGAAUGCCCAAAUUGAAAAAGAGCAGGGGAGGCAUUGACACAGGCGCAAAUGCUGAUUCUUCAUAUCGAUCGGAUCCUGAAUCUACUACCUCAGCACCCAAACCUCCAGUCGGCUCCGCACCAAGGCCUCCUUCAGCAGUUGCGCCAGCAAUCCCUGGGCGAGGACCUCCAGUACCGCCUCCGGGAGGAGCAGCAAACUUGAGAAAGACCACACCAGUGGGAUCCAAGCCUCCCCCUCCUCCUAUUGGAAAGAAGCCACCUCCCCUGCCGACGUCAAGAAAGCCGUCGUCAAUGUCUCUGCCACCAUCCGCGCCCUCGCCAUCUUCAGCGCCUCCUGCUCCACCACCACCUCCGCCUCCUCCAUCAAACAGUGCAUCCGCUCCUGCCGCUCCUCCUCCUCCUCCGCCUUCAGCGGCACCUCCUCUGCCGAGUCAAUCACCAGCUUCACGAUCUUCAGUGCCGCCUCCUCCACCCCCUCCGCCUGCAGCAUCACAUUCGACACCAUCACUCGCUGCAGUAGCUGCCAUUCGCGCCGCUGGUCAAGCAUCUCCAAGCGCGGCGCCUCCUCCUCCUCCUCCACCCCCACCUUCUGGAUCAGUACCAGCACCUCCAAGCGCACCUUCGCCACCGCCACCAACGACACGCUCUCGAGGUUCAUCCCUUCGUCAGUCCAUGUUGGAUCCAAGUAUGUUCACCUUGACAGCCAAUGGAGCAAAAUCCCCAAGCCCGAAGCACUCACCAGCGCAAACGCCCGGUAUUAGUGGUGGGGUUCGUAUUGUGAUCAACGACUCUAGGUGGCAGUUCAAGGAUGAAGGGCAGGAAGAGGCAGCAGUGUACCGCUGGAUUUGA